AUAUAGAGACGAUAUAUCUCAGGAAGGCAGUCGCGUUGAAACGGCGCCCGAUGUUGGACGCGCGAACACAUCACGGACGGUUUCAGACGGGUUGGCUCGCAAGCUCGCGCGAUAAUUGGACGAGUUUGACGAGGAAACGUAAAUGGACCAGUACUCAGCGUAAGGGCGCGCGCACUCGGCGGCAGCUACGAGCUACGAAUGUUCGGGGUAGGCGGUUUCUCAAGGUUUCUCAUUAGUCUCUUAUUAAUUCGGAGACAACGCGCGAAACUGGUGUCGCGAAGUGGAAGCAUCCGGCGGAAAACGUGACGUCAGGUAGAAAACGCGAGGAAAACGUCUCGGGGGCAAAUUACUGUUUGCAUUAUGCAUGCACUGAUGGAAGCGCGAAGAGCAAAAGAGAAAAUAUCGGCGCGGCGUAAUGUGCAGCGACUGCUGCUGUCAAUUCGCAUCGCGCGAUGUUAACAUGCUUGUGGAGUUUCUCGAGCCACCGCGAGAGUUUCGUAAUCGCGCGUUAUAUUUGCCGUAGAGUAGUAUAGUUCCUUAAACUCCACUCGGGGGAGAUUGUUGAAACCGCGAGCAUUUUCAUGGCACAGCGAGAUAUCGACGAAAGAAGCCCGAGUUGAAGCAUCGUUCGUCGCUCGCUUGCUCCGGUUGAGUAGAAAAAGACGCUUCCCAUGUAUAUUUCUCGACAAGCGCAAUGUUUUUGCGCAAAUAUUUCGAGUAUUUCGCGUGUAGCUCAAAUGCUUUUGUUUACGCGCUCGCGUCGAGGUCAGCCUUGACUUUGGGCCGUAAUGAGCUUCACAGCGCAAAUAAUCUCGACCGACACAGUUUCAAAUCCGGAGGCGUCACGUGUGCGGAAAGGCGAUAGAUAAUUACGUCUCCACGAUCCGGCUCCACGGUUGCAGGCGAUCGAGAGCUUAUCACCGCGAUAUAAACAGUAUCACCUUCGCACGCAGCACGCACACAACGUUCUGUCGUUUCUCGCAACGAAUAUCUGAGCGAACGGCGAGCUUUCGCGGGUCAGUCGCUGUUUCCGUGUUUCAAGUAAAGUGCGCCGCUCGCUACGAGCCGUUCCGUCGAGUCAUCGCGCGCGAGUUUACCGUGAAAAUCUGAGCGGAUCAGUGCGAGUGCGGUGGAAGCUCUCCGCAUCUUUCGGCAGUGCGACGCAAGGCGAGAAACGCGCGAGUCGGAAAAAUCAAUCGAAUUAGAUAGAUAUACAACGCGCGGCGAUUCUCUCCUGCCGAGGAUGCCUCACUGCUCGAACGGCUCGCACUGAGGAUCGAAACGCGUACAGCUGAGAGAAGAAUACGCGAGGGACGAUAAUUCAAGAAGCCGCCAUGAAGUCACACAACAGCGACCUCAGUCGGGACCAGGAUCUGAUGCUCGAAACGGAGUUCAAACGCUGCAAUCGCGGCAAUAUCGUGGAAGCAGGCUGGUGUCCCGAAACUUGGGACGAGAUCUUGUGCUGGAACUCGACGCCACCUGGGGAACUGGCCGUGCAGUCUUGCCCAUAUUAUAUCAUAGGGUUCGACAUCGAGGCGGACGCGUCGAAGCAAUGCAUGCCGAACGGCGAAUGGUACUUCAACACCGUCACCGGCAUCACGUGGAGCAACUACAGCCAGUGCUACCGUGAGCAGCUAGUCACCGUCUUGAUGAACAUAUCGGAUGUACAGGCGAACAACGUCACUCUCAUCCGGAAAUUCUUCCCGAUCGUGAAGACCAUCUCGAAACUCGGCUACACAAUCUCGCUGUUCACUCUCAUCAUCGCCUUUUGUAUCUUAGCCACCAUCAAGAAGUUGCGAUGCCCGCGGAACAUAUUGCACAUGCACCUGUUCGCCUCGUUCGUCAUGCGGGCGUUCAUGGCGCUACUGAAGGACAUGCUCUUCGUGUCGGGCAUCGGGCUGGCGGACGUGGUGAUCAAAAACGGUGACGGCUACUGGCUGGUCGAUGAGGCGGAGAGCAACUGGCACUGCAAGAUGUUCACCAGCCUGUGGCAGUACUUCAUCUUGGCCAAUUAUUCUUGGAUCCUGAUGGAGGGGAUAUACCUGCACAAUCUGGUGAUCCUGGCGCUCUUCACCGACGCUAACUCCAGCAUCGCUGCCUACAUCGCUUUCGGAUGGGGUCUGCCAGCUGUAUUUGUUCUGCCCUGGGUGGUCACGAGGAUUAUAUUCGAGGAUACGUAUUGUUGGACGACUAACGUGAAGCCUCUCUUGUUCCUCUUCAUACGCGUACCCACGAUGCUCUCUAUCUUGAUCAAUUUUGUGCUCUUCGUUAACAUCGUGUGGGUGCUCCUGUCGAAGCUGAAGUCCACCGUAUUGGAGGAAACGCAGAGAUACAAACGAUGGGCCAGAAGCACGUUGGUCCUGGUGCCGCUAUUCGGGGUACACUACACGGUCUUCCUGGGCAUGUCGUACAGCAUCGGUGUGAACGAGACCGUGGAGAUCGUAUGGCUCUUCUGCGACCAGCUGUUCGCGUCUUUCCAGGGCUUCUUCGUGGCGGUGUUGUACUGCUUCCUGAACGGCGAGGUGAGGGUCGAGGUGUCGAGGGCGCUUCGCGGCAGCAAGUGGCCGCGCCUACGCGGCCGAUGGGGCCCACGACCUUCGACACACUCCGUCAGCACGUGCAGCUGCAACGCCUCCGGGAAGACCGGUCGACACUCGAGACCACGGCCCAGGUGGUGGAGAGCGCGUUGGAAGUCACCCACGUGCCUGUUCCAGGAGCGGGCGAUCCGUCGGUCCACUCACUCGAUGGCGAGUACACAAGGUGUCCUCUUGAGUCCUACGAAUCAUGAUGGAACGAGAGGAGGUAGUUUAGCGAGCAGCAGAGGCUACCUAGAGAUCGCCGGUAACGGCCAGCCGACGGUGCUGCAGACGACGACGCAGAGUCAGCAGCACGGCCAGCAUACGUCGCCCUUGUGCAGCAAGUACACCGAUCAAUCGUUGCUCUCCUUCUGCUCGAACGUAUCGGAAGCGUCGGGGCCGAAUGUCGAGGGCAGGAUACGUGAGCAGCAUCGAUGGAGCGAUUCCGAGUGCUGUCAUCUCGCCUACGAGUUGCACAAUCUGCAGCACCACGGGCAUCCGUGAUUCUCCCGUGUGCGAUCAAAAAGUAGAAAAAAAUCGCAUGACGCUUGUCCGUGAAUAUGCACGAUGUGCGUCCCAUGUGUGCGCGCAUGCGUGUGUGUGUGUGUGUGUGUGUGUGUGUGUAUGUAUUGAAAGGAAAAGUACAACUAAAAGGUUUAAAGUUUGAAUUCGUGAAACUGACGAUACAAGAGGAAGGUAACGAGAAAAGGGACAAAACAAUAGUGGUUUUCGUUCCUCGCUUCUUUGUAUUGUUUGUUUUUCAUCUCGCUGAUUUCAAGACAGAGGUCAAAUCGCUUUUGAUCCUAUCUUCUUUUACGAAGGGAUGUAUCGUAUCACUGUCGUAGAUCUUAAAUCGUGCAAAUGUGUGUACUAUAUAAUACAGGCGAGGCGUCCGAUAUUUUAGAAUACUUUUAGGUAUUCGUUGAAGUGUGCUGGGAUGUCCGCCAAGUCCUCUCGAUAUACCUCGACCUUUUAGCGCUAUGUAUCUGUCAUCGACAUGCAAGCUCAGCAUGCGAAAAAGAAAAAAUAUCGAACGUCGGUCGUUAUUUAUUCAUAACGACCGCUAUGCACAUGCGACGUGACUAAAUGAAACAAAAAAGAACGGGUUAUUAAAACCAAAUAUAUUUUAAUAUGGCUGUAUAGGCUAUAUAAACGUUAAGUAUUUUUAAUAUGACUAUAUUUUCGAUUUAGCCACACAUCACAAAAGCCUGUAGUCAAUUAUCUCCUAUACACUUGUUAUUUUUUUCUAUCAAGAUAUACUAUUAUUGCGUGAAAUUUAAUAUAUUUAUAAUG
Messenger RNA from Harpegnathos saltator (Jerdon's jumping ant), 3869 nucleotides. RefSeq names its product secretin receptor. Lineage: Eukaryota; Metazoa; Arthropoda; Insecta; Hymenoptera; Formicidae. The transcript is spliced from 13 exons. The coding region runs from base 1335 to 3080 and encodes 581 amino acids. Gene Ontology annotation, biological process: adenylate cyclase-modulating G protein-coupled receptor signaling pathway; cell surface receptor signaling pathway. Gene Ontology annotation, cellular component: plasma membrane. The record is from RefSeq and is a predicted model, not a curated record. Gene Ontology annotation, molecular function: G protein-coupled peptide receptor activity; peptide hormone binding.